Messenger RNA from Olea europaea var. sylvestris, 1726 nucleotides. Its product is annotated as protein FAF-like, chloroplastic. NCBI's taxonomy places the organism in Eukaryota, Viridiplantae, Streptophyta, Magnoliopsida, Lamiales, Oleaceae. The record is from RefSeq and is a predicted model, not a curated record. The coding region runs from base 170 to 1498 and encodes 442 amino acids. The transcript has 2 exons.
UUAACACACAUCCAUCAUCCUCUCUUCUCCCUUAGCUUGCAACUGUCAUCCAAUAGUCACUUCUCUUUUGGAUGCUGUUGUUUGCUUCAGUGUUGCAGCGAGCAAGAGCCUAGUUUAUUCUUCUUCCCCUUUAAACGCUGCGUAUCAUCGGGAGGAGGCCGCCCCAAUAAUGGAGAAGCAAGGCAUAGUAACUAUCCUUUGUUCAGACUGUGAAAAGAGCAAAGCUGCACCUUUGAGAAUAACACUAUCUGCUGAUAUGUCUUCUAAAAAAUGGCUUGCAAAAAAUGGGUUUUUCUUCUCUAUUGAAAAGAUUUCAUCGCCAUCUGAUCAGGAGCUUGGUAAUCAAUCAGACGGUGAAGAAGAAUGCAGGAUAGAGAAGGAUGAUCUUCGUGUUGGAAAACCCUCUGCAUUAGAUGUUUGGGGUUCAAUUUUAUCAAAAAAGAGUGAAGAUUCUGCCAAGAUUCCAGAACCUUAUAUUCACCCUCUUGUGAAGAGAUCAGCCAGUUCUUUGAGUGAAAAAAGUCUGGAGAUUUGCACUGAAAGUCUUGGAUCAGAAACUGGUUCUGGUUGUUUUUCUUCUUACCCGGCAUCAGAGAUCAGUGAUGCAGAUGAAGAAAAAGAAGAUCAAGAAUAUGAACAAAAACAGCAGCAGCAACAACAAGUGAAAGAAUCGAACUCGUUCGAAGAUUUUCAUGUUGUCAAGUACAAAAAUUCUCCACCUCGGCCAUUCCCACCCCCAAUUCCUUCAAUUGCUGAUGGAAAUUCAAUCCAAAUACAAUCUCACCGAAGAAAUGGUAGGCUUAUUCUUGAAGCUGUUUCUGUCCCUCCAAGAAAUAAUUUCCAUGUUCAACGCCACAACGGCCGCCUUGUUUUGACUUUGAUCAAAACUCCCAUUUCCCCAGAGCAGCACAGUGGAAUGGUGGAGGAAAAUAACGUUCAAGAAUUCGAUGAAGUUUUCGAUGAUAUGGAAGAGAUUGAUCAAGAUGUUGAGGAGAAAAUAAAUGAUGGAGGCUACGAGGAGGCGGACGAGGAGAGAGUUAAGCAAAUUAGUGUAGCAAAGGGGCUGGAAUUUGUUAUCUAUCAAAACUCAAGAUCAUUGCCAAUUGGUGGGACGAUGAAGAAACUUAUGAGGCUAGCUAACAAGAACCCAAAAUGGUCUAACAAAAUUGUCAACUUGAAGGAAGUUGAGGAGCUUCCAAUUCCACAAUCACUCCCACCGCGGCCUGCCCGGGUGCCUCGUCUGAUCCCACCUCCACCACCGCUAGCCACCUCCUUCAACUCUUACCAAUACUUCUGGCGGAGCAAGACCAACCCACAAUCCUCACUCUUCAAGAACAAUUCAUACCAAGCCAAUGGUGCAAAAACAUAUCAUCAGCAAAAUAUGGUGCUCGUCAAAGGUAACACAAAUGACGAAUAUUUUCUUCCAUUAUCAUGGUCAUGCAAGAAGCCAGGAAGGUCCAUGUUGAUUUGGGAGCAUAACUGCGUAGCCACCUCCUGAUCAUCAAGAUUUCUCAUAAAUCCAAGUGUUCAUUAAAUAACCAUUUUUAGUUCCUAUAAUUAUGAUCACCUCAACUCUAUCUAAUUUAGCACACUAUCAGGAGAGAAUGAAUACUUUGAUUAUAUCACCACAUCAAACAAACAAAUAGUAGUAGUUUCAUUACAAGCUUACUUAUUUAUGUUACUAUUUCCGAUUCAUGUAAUAGAAUUUAAAGAAAUUUCACAUUCA